CAUCACUAUUUCUAUCAGGCUGAAAUUAGAGAAGCUUUGACAUACAAAGUUAUUCAACUGGAGGCAAAAGCACAGCAACAACAACAGCUGCUAGAAGUGCUACAAAACGCAAAACCACGAUCAAAUUGUCAAUCAGUCGUCAAUGGCGAUAACGGUAAUAAAUCAAGGGCAAUCAGCACAAUGCCAACCUCUUGUGCUGAUCUACAGGUUAUGGGAUACUACCUAAAUGGAUUCUACUCUGCCAUGGGCGUUGGGAAGAUGAACAGCAUCUACUGCGAUUUUACGAAACAAUCUAGCGAACCGGGUUUCCAGCAAUUGAUUGGUUUUACAGAAACCAAAUCAGUGCCAACGGCUUUCUACGUGCAAAGAAGCUCAUCUUUCCCGCCCUCCACUCGCAUUCCUUUUCCAGUUGAAAGGCUUAAUGUGGGUGGAGCCAUGAACCUCACGUCGGGAAUUUUCACGGCUCCAGUAACGGGAAAUUACUUUUUCUCCCUAUCAGGAACGGCUUACAUUUCAGCAUCAACAAGCAGACUCGUCUUUACCAUAAGUCUUUACAUGUUUGACAAUCCCAUCGCGUACGGCUAUGCUGAUGAAAUGAGUGCAGAUUGCCAAUAUGAGACAUUUUACCUUCAGUCAACAUUCCAUAUGAUGAAGGGUGACCAGGUUUGGUCCAUCGAAACAGGAGUGUAUCUCUAUGGGGGGUUAUUUACUCAUUUUAAUGGUUGGUUACUGCAAGAAGACGUAUUUCAAUCAACAAAUGCCAAUAAAAACAAAUAA
Daphnia carinata is the source of this 777-nucleotide messenger RNA. RefSeq lists its product as uncharacterized. The record is from RefSeq and is a predicted model, not a curated record. NCBI's taxonomy places the organism in Eukaryota, Metazoa, Arthropoda, Branchiopoda, Diplostraca, Daphniidae. Gene Ontology annotation, molecular function: protein binding. The transcript is spliced from 2 exons. The annotation marks the transcript as partial.